Messenger RNA from Halteromyces radiatus, 1102 nucleotides. Its product is annotated as Bicoid-interacting protein 3-domain-containing protein. Gene Ontology annotation, biological process: snRNA modification. The transcript has 6 exons. The record is from RefSeq and is a predicted model, not a curated record. The coding region runs from base 22 to 1002 and encodes 326 amino acids. Lineage: Eukaryota; Fungi; Mucoromycota; Mucoromycetes; Mucorales; Cunninghamellaceae. Gene Ontology annotation, molecular function: snRNA binding; O-methyltransferase activity; RNA methyltransferase activity.
UUUUUUUUUUUUCUUUAUAAUAUGGAAGAUCAGGAUAACAGCAACAAAAGAGAGAAUCCUUAUUUAUCAAACUCUCUACCUUUAAAUAAACGACAACAUGUCACACUGAAACCACAUACAAAAUCCGAGGAUGCCACCUCUGACCUUCUUGGACGUAAAACUGGCAUUCACUUGGCUCCUCCUCAAAAACCAACAACAACCCGUCAACGCGAAAAGUACAUUUAUGGCAAUUAUACAAACUAUUACAAAACGCGACGGAACGAUGCUAACAAACUUGAUCCUCGUCUAUCAUUACUAAAUACAUCUUUAUUCAAGGACAAGAACGUAUUAGAUAUUGGUUGUAAUUCUGGAAAUAUCACCAUAGUUAUCGGACAACAAUGUAAACCUCGACAUAUUUUAGGUGUAGAUAUUGACGAUCGUUUGAUUGCCCAGGCACGAACUUUACUACGAACAACAUAUUCUCUUCAGCAACCUAAUAUCAACAUAGAUAAUGAUGAUUCAAAACCACUUAGUGUGGAUGUCAAACUUCAAACUCAUUACUUUCCUCGCUCUAUGGUGACAAUGUUUGGCUUCAUGUCGACGAAUAUGCCUCCUUCAUACAAGAAUCAUGAUUUCCCUUACAAUACCUCCUUUCAAGAAGGUGAUUGGCUGAAUAUGGAUAUUAAGGAAAAUGAAUACGACACCAUCUUAGCUCUUAGUAUUACCAAAUGGAUUCAAUUACAUCGUGGAGAUCAAGGUAUCAAAGACUUUUUCCAAAGGGUAUACCAAUCUUUGAAACCUGGUGGAGUCUUGGUACUUGAACCUCAAACCUUUAAGUCUUAUGAACGACGUGCAAAAGGAUCAGAGGAAAUGACAGAUAUUUUGGACAAAAUUAAAUUCAAACCCGAAGAUUAUGAUGACUACUUGAUGAAAGAAGUCGGAUUCAAGGUGGUCACACCAUUAGGAACUCCCAAUACAGAUUCAAAAGGGUUUUCACGACCAUUGUACCUCUAUACCAAAUAGUAAUCAUUCUUCGCUUUACACAAUCACUCUUUUAGUUUUACAUAUUCAAAUCAUUUUGUAGUUAUUCCAAUAAUAAAAAUCGUAGAAUAUAUAUAUUUUU